UGGACAAAAAUCAUUUUUCUGUUUUUUAUGUCCUCGUUGACAAUAAACACGCGCGAUGUUUUAAGAAAAACACGUUUAUUUUGCGUUGCAACUUUUAACUUGCAGAUUGCUAAUGCAUAUUUAGCUGCACAUUUAGAACUACAAUAACCACAAUGCCCCACUGCCGCCAACAACAAGGAAGUAUGACGGACGGGUAAACGUCAAAUCAGUUGUUAUUUCUCCCUAGGUCCAUGUUACAAUGUUUUACUAGCUAUUCGCAUAUUAUCACACAUCUGAAGUCAUGGCAGGAAAGAUCCAGCAGCCCAACACUUCUGUUGUGAUCCGCAGCCUCAGGCGCUUCAGAGACACAUACUUUCCAAACAGUGGUAAAGUUGCUAAAGACGAGUUGACGGUUGGCGUAGAAACUGGAAGAGAGCCACAACCGGGAUUUCUGGAUAGUUUACCGGUGGACUUACAGUUCCUGAUCAUGACCUUUCUGUCCCCUGCGGAUAUCUGCUGCCUGGGAGCCAGCAGCCGGUACUGGAGGGCCAUCGUAAGAGAUCCAUUACUGUGGAGAUACUUCCUGCUCAGGGAUAUGCCAUACUGGCCCUCCAUCGAUCAUGUGAGCAUGCCCCAACUGGAGUUGUUGGAUGCACCACUAAUCAAUGAAGAUGAGAGCCUGGAUGAUAGAGAAGAGGGGGACGACAAAGGGAUGCAAUUCAAAUUUGACUACAUGUCAGAAUACCUAAAAGGCUGCCCAUCCUGCAGACAACAAUGGCUUCCUUCACGGCCAGCAUAUGAGUUAGUGACCUCCUUUUUUCAGUCUCUGGUGCCCUCAUCUGAACCACGUUAUGCCAUGUUAGGCCCCGGCAUGGAGCAGAUGGAUGUCUCUUUAGUCACAAGGCUCAUGAAUGCCCCAGAUGUGCUUCCUGUGUCGGGCACUCCUCACAGACAGAUAAAUGGUAUUGGCUCUGGGAUCAGUUAUAUGUUCAACAACCAACACAAAUUUAAUAUCCUGACUCUGUACUCUACCAAUAGGGCAGAGAGGGAAAGAGCCAGAGUGCAGCAGCUGAGCGUCAGUAAUAAACUCUUUACUUUUAAAGGAACAGAUGACUCCGGUAAUCCAAUCUACAGCCCUGCUCCUCAGGUCCAGCAAGUGUGCCAGGUGGUAGAUGGUUUCAUCUAUGUAGCCAAUGCAGAGCCUGGGAGAGGUUUGGGGGAGUGCGAGGUGGCUCAGAUUCGGGCUGUACUGAGCUCUGCUGACGGUUCAGCAUCCAGGCCUCUGCUGGUGCUCUCCUGUGUCUCCAGAGAAGAACCGGAAGAGAUCAGGAUAACCAACCUGCAAACUGUUGCCAGCAGAAACGGGGCCAGAUGUCGAACUCCCUGUGUUGACAUGGCAAAGAGACUCGGACUACCUCAGCUGGCUAACCCCUGGAUGGUGCAGGACACAGUAGCAGAAUCCCUGUCAGGUCUUCUGGAUGGCAUUUCCUGGUUGCUGAGAUGUUCUGGAGUCAAACUCUAUGGUAGCUAGUUAUAUCUAACUUCUGCGGCUGUCAGAUAAAUGAAACCCAAAAACGUCAUUGCCGCGUCAUCCUGGCAAACUACAACAAUGUAUCCCACCUGUACACUGAACAUCUCAGAAUUUGAGCAUUGAUUGUGGGAUUUAUUUAACUGGAUCAGCAGCAGAUUUGAUGGGUUUCUAUAUAUUGUCUAUCCAGGACAACUGAGAGAGACCCUUUUCUUAUUUACAGAAAGAGCCAUAUGAAGGAAUAAUAGCCGGACAGAAGGUUACCCCUCUAUAAUAUGAAUAGUUUUUAUGGAUGGAGGAGCACUGCUAGUUCAAUGCAGAAAAGCAAGAACACACAGAGAAACAGACUCAGGUGCAGAACUAGAAAACCAAAAUAAAAAGGUGGUAAAAUCCACACGUGUGAAAUAGGGCUGGGCGAUAUGGAGAAAAUCAAAUCUAAAAAUGUAUUACACCUAUAUGCUACUUAAAUAGGUAAUAUAUGCUACUUUAUUACAAAGGUUUUCAAUUGGUGAGUUUCUAACUAAUCAGGUGGUCAGCUGUUUGGUUUAAAAAAAAUGAUAUGACAUUUUUCAAUGUUUUAUUAAUUAAGGCUCAUAAUGACCUGACCCAAGAGUGUGUGCCAACAACCCUCCUGGACAAAAGUUAGAUUACAUAACAUUCAGGUAAAGAAUUGCCUAUUGGAGCUAAACUAUAAUACAAGGUAUUGAAAGUAUUUACUUUUAAAAUAUUUUAUGUUUUGCAAUUAAGAAAUGUUGCCUUUUGAUAAAUGCUGAAUUACCCCGAUCUGAAAUGUUUUCAUCUGUUAUUUGUUGCACAAUUACUUUGAUCUACGAAUGGUUUCAGAAUUACAGAAUUUCCUUGA
Messenger RNA from Cottoperca gobio, 2369 nucleotides. It is a transcript of the gene fbxo4, whose product is annotated as F-box protein 4. Gene Ontology annotation, molecular function: protein binding. Gene Ontology annotation, cellular component: SCF ubiquitin ligase complex. The coding region runs from base 281 to 1510 and encodes 409 amino acids. NCBI's taxonomy places the organism in Eukaryota, Metazoa, Chordata, Actinopteri, Perciformes, Bovichtidae. The record is from RefSeq and is a predicted model, not a curated record. Gene Ontology annotation, biological process: SCF-dependent proteasomal ubiquitin-dependent protein catabolic process; protein polyubiquitination. The transcript is spliced from 7 exons.